AUGCGGGCAUUUUUUUAUAAGACAGCACAAGCUUUAUAUUCUAAUAAGUCUGUGGUUGUUUAUGACUGGUUCACCUCAGAUUGGUUUGAUGAGAAAAUUAGAAAUUUAUUUCCUGUAUUUGCGGAUAUAGAUUUUCAUUUGGAAAAGAUCGAUGUGGAGAAUUUUUCGACCUCUUUUAAAUAUUUAGAAUGGACAAAUCGUUUAGAAGACAUUGUAUACUUUUUCGCGAACACUACUAAAAAUGAUUCAACAUAUUGUUUGGAAGGACUAUUAUUGCUGUCUUCUAUUUUUGAAAGAGCCGUAGGAAAUGUUUAUCUUCUAAGAGGAGUUACUGUUCCGUUUUUGUUAAGAGAUCUAUUAAACACAUCAGAAAUUGCUUCAAUAUUUGGAAAAGUGCCGGUCCUGUUUGCACAGAUACUGUUAGGAACACCUAAAUCUUUAAACUUAAGGAAUUUACUAUGGCAUGGAUUUCCAAAAAAUGAAGAAUUGUAUCCUUGUUAUGUCUCAACUUUAGUUUUACUGUUGAAUUCUUUUGGUUAUAUUUUGUUUCAAAAUAAUAUAUCCAAAGAAAAGAUACCAUCACGACCACAGAUGACCAAUUUGAAAGAAUUUUCGCAUCUUCUUUUAACUCAUAAUAAUCUUCCUGAAAAUCUCAACAUUUCACUAAUUAAGAAAAGAUUACAUGAAAAUCCUUAUUUAGACAAUCAGCUAAAAACUUUUGAUGAAAUUCUUGCACACUACGAAACAAAACAAAAUGGAAGAUUUAUUUUAUUAUUUUUACCUCAGUUUGAACAUUUUAUGCGUAAAUACUUUUGUGACAAAAAUGGUAUGCCUGAUCGUGUAAAAAGUGCUGAAAGCGACGCUUUUUACAUAACGUUAGAUGAUAUUUUUGAAUUCAGAUUGAAAAAUAAUGAUAUAAACGAAAUUUAUACAGAAUUUGAAGAAGAUAUUUUGGUAUUUUAUCAUGAUUUAUUUGCAUUUCAAGAUGGUCCUAGAAUUCGAGAUAAGUUUAGUCAUGGUGAAGUCAAUUUUGAAGAUGUUCCUGAUGAAUUUGUAACUAUUUUAUUUACAUUAUUCGUUUUGAUUUUAUACAACACACAAAUAAAAAGAGAACCGAAUAUUUUGUGUACAGAAUUCAUCCCAAAUUUUAAGAGCUACAAUCCCGUAUUUCAUUCAAAUGCUAUAUUAAAAUGUAACAUUUUAAGUUUAAAACAGCAACUUGAAAUAGUUCCGGAAUAUGAUAACUCUAGUGUCACAAACACAGUAGAUUUUUCAAAUAUAGGAAAUUUAAUCGAACAACUUGAAAACCAUUCAAAAACGAUGUUAAAAAAUUUUAGAUCAGACUUGCAUGAAACAUUCGCUUUUCAAAAAGUACCAUCCUUAAAUCGUCCAAAAAUUGAAGUACAGAUUAUGCAUAUAUUUAACAGAAUUAUUAAAAUUACAACUAAUGUAAAUAAAGGUCUCCGUAAUAAUUUAUCAGCAAAAUUGGAUUUGUUUCUCAAACAACAAUUACAUGCACGGCAAAGAAAAAGCUAUUACCGAAUGCUAACAUUUGUUCCACUUUUAAUUAAAACCUUUAAGUUUAUAAAUUGUAUUAUUACGUUUUAUACUUUGAAAAUUUUCCAGUACGAAGAAAUAGUUGAUGAAAACUUAACUUUAAGGUUCUUUAAAAAAGUACUUCAGUGCAUGGAGAAAUUAGAAUCAAAUAUUAUUUUGGAUAAAAAUCAUUGGGAUAUAAUAAAUGCGUUAAUUGAAGAAAUUAUUGAGAGUAAAAAGUGCAAGCAAAAAAAAACAGAUUUAUAA
This is a messenger RNA of Chrysoperla carnea, 1803 nucleotides long. Its product is annotated as endoplasmic reticulum membrane-associated RNA degradation protein-like. The transcript has 6 exons. The coding region runs from base 1 to 1803 and encodes 600 amino acids. NCBI's taxonomy places the organism in Eukaryota, Metazoa, Arthropoda, Insecta, Neuroptera, Chrysopidae. The record is from RefSeq and is a predicted model, not a curated record.